Pteropus alecto (black flying fox) is the source of this 941-nucleotide messenger RNA. RefSeq names its product transmembrane protein 54 (gene TMEM54). The transcript is spliced from 6 exons. The coding region runs from base 37 to 708 and encodes 223 amino acids. Lineage: Eukaryota; Metazoa; Chordata; Mammalia; Chiroptera; Pteropodidae. The record is from RefSeq and is a predicted model, not a curated record.
CUGAGCCGGCCGCGGAGACCCCGCGCGGGAGCCGAGAUGUGUCUGCGCCUUGCAGGUGGCCUGAGUGUGGGCGACUUCCGGAAGGUGCUGAUGAAGACAGGGCUGGUGCUGGUGGUGCUGGGCCACGUGAGCUUCAUUGCAGCUGCUCUCCUCCAUGGCACUGUGCUACGCUACGUGAUUGCCCCUCAUGAUGCUGUGGCUGUGCAGUACUGCGUGGUCAACAUCCUCUCUGUCACUUCCGCCAUCGUGGUCAUCACCUCGGGCAUUGCAGCCAUCGUGUUGUCACGCUACCUUCCCAGCAUCCCCUUGCGCUGGGCAGUGUUUAGCUUGAGCGUGGCCUGUGCCCUUCUCUCUCUGACCUGUGCUCUCGGCCUCUUGGCCUCGAUCGCCGUGACCUUUGCCACCCAGGGCCGGGCACUGCUGGCAGCCUGCACUUUUGGGAGCCCCGAACUACUGGCACUGGCGCCCAACUGUCCCUUCGACCCCACACGCAUUUAUAGCUCCAGCCUGUGCCUCUGGGGCAUCUCACUUGUGUUCUGCGUGGCAGAGAGUGUGUUCGCUGUGCGAUGUGCCCAGCUCAUCCAUCAGCUGCUGGAACUGAGGCCCUGGUGGGGGAAAAGCAGCCACCACAUUAUGCAGGAAAGCCCAGAGCCUGUAGAGGACCAUGACCUGAUGAGCUGCCCCAUCUCAGGGCCGCUGACCCUCUGACAGCUGAUGCCUCGCCUGGGCCCCAUGACUCCUGGGGUCCUGUAACCAAUUCUACACUGUGACCAGGCCAGGAUUCUUCAAGCCGGCCCACAAGGGCUCAAUGGCCACUCGAGAACCCGGAUGCGGCUUUCAAACCCCUCCCUUGGCCACCCAGCCCACUGCACUGAAACAAGACUUUAUUCUGAAGUUAUUAAAAAGAACAGAGAUGCUCCAUGGGGAUGCAUGCAGCAGGA